This is a messenger RNA of Lycium barbarum (goji berry), 387 nucleotides long. RefSeq lists its product as uncharacterized. The transcript has a single exon. Lineage: Eukaryota; Viridiplantae; Streptophyta; Magnoliopsida; Solanales; Solanaceae. Bases 1 to 387 code for a protein of 128 amino acids. Gene Ontology annotation, molecular function: zinc ion binding; nucleic acid binding. The record is from RefSeq and is a predicted model, not a curated record.
AUGCAAGCUUUGGUUGGAGGCUCAUCUGGGGCUAGUCAGUACUAUUCCGGUCAGCCAGGGUGUUCGCAGGCUAGAACUCCAGAUUAUGAUGGUUAUUCGACUUCAUCAACUUCUAUUCAGCGUCUGAUGCUAGACCGCGGAUGCUUUGAGUGUGGUGAGAUGGGUGAUUUCAAGCGAAAUUGUCCCAGACUUAGGCAAGGUGGCCAGAGUACUCAGUUUCAGGAUCCCAGAGCUCCAGCAUCAGGUAGAAGGGGAGGAUCUUAUGGGGGUAACUGUACUCAGUCUGGGCGUGGCAGUCACAGCGCUAAUAGAGGUGGCACCCAGCCUAACAGAGGACGAUUUCAGUCUGGUAGAGGUGGACAUCAGCCCGACAGGGGUGGAGCUUAG